AUGUGCUCAUUGUGGAUUAUAUCGGCCUGGCAGGCGUGGGAGGAAAAUCCGGCUUUCAUAGGUGUGGGUCAAGCUCCUGUGCGUGCGUGGGAAAUACCAUUUCCAGCUGUUACCGUUUGUCCUAUCUAUCGUUACAACCAAUACUCAGAAUAUAGAUUUCCUAACAUAGAAGGGGAGAGUACUACGAAUGAAUCAGUUGUUUUGGAACCUUCAGACAAGUGCGAUUACUUUAAGAACAAUGACAAAUACGGUGACACAGAUUUUUUUGAAGGAGAACCGUGGGAAAAAUUUUUGACAGAGACAGCACUUUCACCCAACCAAGUAAUUUUAAAGUCCUUUCUGACCGACGGGAACGAUACGACAGAUAUUAGUUUUUCGUCCAUACAGACACAAUGGGGGGUUUGCCAUACCUUUAAUAGUCUGGACAAAGCAGACCUUUUCAGAGACCUUACACACACCCCUGAAAGUUUUUGGAAACAAAGAACCAUUUCUUAUUGGACUUUUGAUAAAAAUUACUAUAAAAAAAAUGAAGCUGUGUACCCUCAACGCUUGAAAAAUAUGAUAGACAACGUAGUUGUGCAUUUAGAGUCCACACUGGGUUAUGUAGCAUGUUUUACUCCUAAUGAAUAUUACAUUUCCUUGCACCAUCCAGGAGAAAGUCCGACUCUGGGUCACACUAUCACAAUCAAACCAGAAAAAGACUACAACAUUUGGAUCAAACCUGAAAUCACUAUUGCUUCCGAACGACUCAAACCAUAUUCCCCGUCCAGAAAAAAAUGCUUCUUUUCAGACGAGCGCUAUUUACAAUUUUACAAAAUUUACACAGAAGACAAUUGUAAAUUAGAAUGUCUGGCUAACUACACUCUAACAGUCUGUGGCUGUGUCCCUGCAUAUUUUCCGCACAACAAAACUACCAAACUAUGUGGAAGAAACCGUUCUGGAUGCCUGCAAAAAUCAGAAAGAGUUAUGGCUCAUUUAGAGUCUGGAUUGACCCAAGAUCCCGUCUGCAAUUGUCUGCCGUCUUGCAACUCAGUAAUUUACACUUGGGAAGUCGAUAGUAAGGAGUCUGAAUAUCAGCAUAGAAUCGUUGUUACGUUGCAAUACAAAAACGUCAAAUUUAACGUUCUGGAAAGGAACGAGUUAUUCGGAGAUGUGAAUUUUUGGUCUAGCUGUGGAGGCAUUCUGGGAUUGUUUGCCGGGUUUUCAGUGCUGUCUCUGGCAGAAAUUUUUUAUUAUUUGGUUUUUCGGUGGAUGAACAAUUUGUUCGGAAAUUUAUGGGAGAAAUUGCAUCGUUUGUACUUAUCUUUCUAA
Messenger RNA from Zophobas morio, 1311 nucleotides. Its product is annotated as pickpocket protein 28-like. Bases 1 to 1311 code for a protein of 436 amino acids. The transcript has 6 exons. Gene Ontology annotation, molecular function: ligand-gated sodium channel activity. The record is from RefSeq and is a predicted model, not a curated record. Gene Ontology annotation, cellular component: plasma membrane. Gene Ontology annotation, biological process: sodium ion transmembrane transport. NCBI's taxonomy places the organism in Eukaryota, Metazoa, Arthropoda, Insecta, Coleoptera, Tenebrionidae.